This is a messenger RNA of Nakaseomyces glabratus, 2430 nucleotides long. It is a transcript of the gene MNL1, whose product is annotated as alpha-1,2-mannosidase MNL1. Gene Ontology annotation, biological process: carbohydrate metabolic process; mannose trimming involved in glycoprotein ERAD pathway; endoplasmic reticulum mannose trimming. Gene Ontology annotation, cellular component: membrane; endoplasmic reticulum. Gene Ontology annotation, molecular function: mannosyl-oligosaccharide 1,2-alpha-mannosidase activity; calcium ion binding. Lineage: Eukaryota; Fungi; Ascomycota; Saccharomycetes; Saccharomycetales; Saccharomycetaceae. The record is from RefSeq and is a predicted model, not a curated record.
AUGCUGAUCACUGUCUUAUGGCUAUGCACAUUGUGUGUAGUACUGGCGAGACCGGAAUUAAAUUAUAAAGAGCGGACUUUUACCAAAUGGGAAUUGGAUGAAUACAAAGCGGAAGUCAAAGAGUUAAUUUAUUUUGGACUGGAUGAGUAUUUAGGCAAAGGGUUUCCUUACGACGAAAUAAGGCCAAUAAGUUGCAAACCAAAGACAAGGAAUUUUAAGGACCUUUAUGAUACUGGAACCAAUGAUGUGUUAGGAAAUUUCACAACGACUCUAAUAGACUCUUUGACCACAGUGGCAGUUCUUGGUGAUAGAGACAGGUUUAAGUCCUUAGUCGAUUUAGUUGACUCAACUUACCCAAAUGGAUUUGAUAUGGAUUCUACUGUUCAAGUCUUUGAAACAACAAUUAGAAUAAUAGGUGGUUUACUCUCAAGUCACUUGUACGCAACAGACCCAAGUAAGAAGGUAUAUUUGGGCAAAAAAGAUUAUAAUGGUUGCCUUCUGAAAUUGGCAAAAGACAUGGGAGAUAGAUUAUUGCCGUCUUACUUAACCAAGACAGGUUUGCCAGUUCCAAGAAUAAAUUUGAAAUACAAAUUUCAUGGAAUAACACCAGACUUAGUCAACGAAAACAAUGCUGCAGCUCUAAGUUGUCCUAUGUUUGAGUUUACAUUACUUUCCUAUUUAACACAUGACGCUAAGUAUGAAGAGAUCACGAAGUAUGCUUUCAAAAAAACAUGGGAUUUAAGGUCCGAAAUAGGCUUAGUACCGAUGUCUUUCAAUCCCCAAUAUUCGUAUUCAUUUGGAGGCGUAACUGGUAUAGGUGCCUCAAUUGAUUCGUUUUAUGAAUACGCACUGAAAGGUUCAAUCCUAUUUGAUGAUAAUUAUCUUCUUGAUGUUUGGCAUAGUUCAUACGAUGCAAUAAGAACUCACGCCAAGGAAGAUUGGUAUUUUAAUACAAUCGGAACGAGAGACGGCCAUAAAGCCACCAAUUGGGUGGAUUCCUUGAGUGCUUUUUUCCCCGGAUUGCAAGUUCUGGCUGGAAACAUUGAGGACUCGGUUUACCAGCAUAUGCUGUUUUUGAAAUUAUGGGAUACUUUUGGUGGUAUUCCUGAAAGAUGGAUGAUGGAUGGAAUAUAUAGUUUUAGACCGCUAGAACUGCCCUGGUAUCCACUGCGUCCAGAGUUUGUUGAAUCCACUUAUUUCUUAUAUAGAGCCACCAAGGAUCCUUUUUAUCUAAAUGUUGGAUAUCGAAUCCUCCAAGAUUUCAAAUUUAGAUUUAAGAAAGAGUGUGGAUUUGGUGGUAUGCAGGAUUUAAUUAGUGGUGAGCCACAAGAUAGAAUGGAGACAUUUGUUUUGAGUGAAACACUAAAGUACUUAUACUUAUUAUUUGAUGAAGAAAAUGAAAUACAUGCCGAUAGAGGUAAUAUCAUUUUUAGUACAGAGGCCCAUCCGAUGUGGAUUACCUAUGAAAUGAAAAGAGACUAUAAUGAAAAGAAGUUCUUCACUGAUAAAACCUAUUUGGAACACUUAGAAGAGGUUCAACUUUUUGAUUGGGAUAAAAAACUGAGGGAUAAUAACGAAAAGAAUAAGGAAUUGUUGAACAAAUAUGCAGAUGUAUUGAAAAGAAUUAACAAGUUUAGAAAUAAAACCAAAGAGGAACUUUCUGGCCUGAUGAAAGAAAAAAAGGAAGAACUGGAAGAGAAUGGCAUAGUUGAGUCUCACAACGCUGAAAUUGGACAUAGUCAAUUUAAGGACGUGUGUAAGGUAAGCAAAUAUCGUCAAAAUGAUGCUGGGUUUUCAUUUUCUAAUAUCAUGUCAUCAUUUAAAAGAAUAUCAGAGCCGGAGAGGAUAUUCAACACAACACUCAUAAAGCCUAAUUAUCUAGAUGAUUAUGCACCAUUUGAGUUUGAUAAACAGUUCUACGAUAGGUGGUGUCCACGCAAUGCAUCAUCAUCUCUUGCUGCUACAACAUUACCAUUUGAUAUUGUUUUAGAACUUCCAGGACAAUAUGAAUUAUAUCAAUACCCAAAUGGGACUGUUAAUGCGAUGAAGCUUGGAAACAAAAGGAAGUUACGUCUUGAAAGAAUAACUCGUGGCGAUAUUGACGUGUAUGGAGAAUUUGUUAGCGAUGCAGAUUUCUCUGGAGUUAACUGGGACUUAGUUCGACAAGGAAAUGCUAAGUAUGAAAAUGGCACUGCACUAAAGAAUAAUAAAAGCCUCUAUAGAGUAGUGAAGAUUGAUGGUGUUGUUAUACCUAGGAAACAAAUGCUAUUCGUUAAUUCCACAUUGUUCAAAGAGGUAGUAAGUUUCGAGGAACUUUAUGAAGAUCCUGAAAUAUUGCAUAAGAGAGACAUCUUACGUGCAUUUGGUGUCAAUAAGGAUGGCUACUUAAUUUUCAAUGACACCGUUGUAAGCAACUGUAAAAUUAUUUAA